This is a messenger RNA of Oppiella nova, 1248 nucleotides long. The record is from the annotation of a GenBank genome assembly. NCBI's taxonomy places the organism in Eukaryota, Metazoa, Arthropoda, Arachnida, Sarcoptiformes, Oppiidae.
AUGGUAUUCGACGACAACCUCAGCAAGCUCGUACCGCCUAUACUAGUGGACAGGGAGGCAGCGAAAUACGUGUCGGACAUCGCAUAUCACUAUUGCGGUGGAUAUCCGGACGGAUUUCCGACGGAAAUACAGCACAACUAUACCGAUAGAUAUGUCUGUCCUCUCGAGGGACCGGAUUUAGGGCUGUGGAGUGUCAGUGAACACUAUGUAAAGGAAAUCAUUAGGCAUUGUGUCUAUGAAUGUGUCGAUAUCAUUGAAUUGCCGAAAGAAGACAUAAAAGGAGCGCCAAUUGCCACCAUUUCCUCAAUAAUUGAGCUCAUUAUGGAUGAGCCAGACCAACUUAAAAUCAGUUAUACAAACUUUGACAGUUCUAAUAAGUACCUAAUUCUUAUUACUGUAUCGAUGAUUGUGGGUAUGAAUGAUGGUAUGAUUUAUGAUUUCACACAUUUGGUGUAUUGUGAUGUCGGCGAUGAAUACCGGGCCGCCUCUCUCUUCGUACUCUUUGCCGUCUUAUUAUUCCUCUUCCUAGCGAUGGGUAUAGUGGCCGACGAGUUGUGUCUCAAUCAUAUUUUAUGCCCGGCUUUACUCACGAUAUCCAAAACACUACGAUUGCCCAGUAACAUUGCCGGUGUUACAUUGUUGGCCUUUGGAAAUGGAGCCCCGGAUAUAUUCUCGGCCAUCAGUGGUCAAGAUAAACCGCAGCUUAUAUUCUCCGGGGCCGGAAUAUUUGUGACCACUGUAGUGGUCGGUAGUGUACUACUGACCGGUCAGUUUCAAUUUAUGCCCGGCUUUACUCACGAUAUCCAAAACACUACGAUUGCCCAUAACAUUGCCAGUGUUACAUUGUUGGCCUUUGGAAAUGGAGCCCCGGAUAUAUUCUCGGCCAUCAGUGGUCAAGAUAAACCGCAGCUUAUAUUCUCCGGGGCCGGAAUAUUUGUGACCACUGUAGUGGUCGGUAGUGUACUACUGACCGUCACGUUGGUUGCCGUAUAUGUGUGUUAUAUCGGAGUCGUGAUAAUCGGGCGAUACUUUUAUUUGAAGACCAAGAAAGCCAAAGAAGUGCACAAAAGUGAGACAUCGUCUGUGGAUUCAACGGAUGUCAUUAAGAGUAGUCCCGAUCCCGAAGAUUUUGGUGCAAAUAUAACCUUUAAGAGUAGGAGCAAUAACUAUUUGACGACAAAACGGCAAACAUCGCGGUCACUGAGCGAGGAACAGGAUAUUGUCUUAACCCUGAUUCACAUCGCGUGA